AUGACGUUGUCAAUCACUACACUGGCUAUAGCAUGCCUGGCUGUUCUCGCCAUCUAUAAAGUGAUCAUUUACCCAGCCUUCCUAUCGCCAUUAUCCAAGAUUCCCAAUGCUCACUGGAGUGCCUCCUUCUCCCCGGUAUGGAUGCUCUGGAGGCGAUUCACAAGCCGGAACAACAGAACCAUCCAAGCAGUCCAUGAGAAACUAGGUCCGAUAGUUAGACUUGGACCAUCCGAGAUCUCCAUCAACUGCGUCGACGGCGGAAUCAAAUCUGUCUACACUGGCGGCUUCGAGAAACAUGACUGGUACCCACGAGUCUUCGGUUCAUUUGGAACUGUGAGCAUGUUCACCAUGACGGGAAGCAAGACCCACUCCAACCGGAAGAGAAUGUUAUCAAAUAUCUACUCCAAGUCAACCUUGCAGACAUCUCCCCAUCUGGGCGUUGCAUCCAAUGCAGUCAUCUUCGACCGUCUGCUACCUCUUCUCCAAGAAACAGCAUCAUCCGAUAAAGACAUUGACGUGCACGACCUAAACCAAGGACUAACAAUGGACUUCGUCUCAUCCUACCUAUUCGGUCUUCAAAAUGGAACGAAUUUCCUUCAAGAUGAGUCCCUCCGGAAAGGCUGGCUCCAUCUAUAUCUAUGCCGAAAACCGUUCGAGUUCUAUGCCCAGGAAGUCCCCUACCUAGAUGGCUGGCUGAGACGUAUCGGCCUCCGUGUGAUACCGAAAUACUGCGACGAAGCAAAUGCACACCUCGACGCGUGGGCUUUAGAUCUAUGCGACAGGGGCGAUCAAUUGAUGGCGUCAACUGAGCCGGGCGUUGAACCCAGUGUAUACAAGCAGUUGAAACAAGCUCUAGACAAAGAUUCCGCGAAGAAAGGCGUCGCGGAUGUUAAUAGAGCUCAGCAGCGACUUGAUAUUGCAUGUGAGAUGUAUGAUCAGCUGACAGCGGGCUUUGAAACCAGUGCUGUUGGUCUUACGUAUUUGCUUUGGCAACUUUCUCGGAAUGAAGAUGUGCAGAACCAACUUCGUGAUGAGUUAUUGACUCUCAAUCCUCCGAUUUCUUAUCCGAAGUCUGCGGAACUCCCUUCCGCCAAGUCGAUUGAUAACCUUCCCUUCCUGGAAGCUAUUGUGACUGAGACGUUGAGACUGCAUGCUCCCAUCCCCGGUAUUCAACCUCGAGUUACACCAUCUCCGCCUUGUACUUUGGCUGGGUAUGGGAAUAUUCCGCCUAACACUAGAGUGAAUGCUCAAGCUUAUUCUCUGCACCGCAACCCGGAGGUUUUCCCUGACCCGGAGAGCUGGCAACCGAAGCGGUGGUUGGUUGAUGAAAACUCAGCCGCCGAGCUGGAUGAGCGACGUCGGUGGUUCUGGGCAUUUGGUAGUGGAGGGCGGAUGUGUGUUGGAAGUAAUCUGGCAUUGCAAGAGAUGAAGUUGGCCGUCGCGGCGAUAUACACAAAUUUCCGCACGACCAUUGUUAACGAUGACAAGAUCGAAGCAAUUGAUGCCUACACCGUCAAACCACAAGGCGACAAACUGAUCCUAAAGUUCGAAGCAGUAUGA
Molecule: messenger RNA, 1560 nt
Organism: Penicillium antarcticum
Lineage: Eukaryota; Fungi; Ascomycota; Eurotiomycetes; Eurotiales; Aspergillaceae
Product: cytochrome P450
Exons: 3
Coding region: 1-1560 (519 amino acids)
Molecular function (GO): oxidoreductase activity, acting on paired donors, with incorporation or reduction of molecular oxygen; iron ion binding; heme binding
Source: RefSeq, a predicted model, not a curated record